AUGUCGUUCCUACGGUUACCUACCAUUGGCAAGGCUGUGAAAAAAAAGCGGCAGUAUGACACAGGAUUAAUAGCGAAGGCAUACAAGGAGGUUGUUGAAUCAGGGAUGUCUGUGUAUAAGGCAGCCAUACUGUAUGGGCUACCAGAGUCAACCCUGCGUGAUAGGACCCUUGGAUUGCAGCCAGUGACCAAUGAACACGAGAAUUUGCCAAGCUUAGGUCAGCCACCCACAUUUACUGCUAAUGAAGAAAAGCAACUAGUUGAACACUUGACAUACAUGGCAAGCAUUGGCUAUGGUUACACCCGGUCAGAGCUGCUUAACCUAGCCACCGACUGGGCAAUUACACUCCACCGGAAGAAGCAGAGUGACCCACAAUUUGCUUCUUCGUGGUAUACUGGCUUCAAGCGAAGAAACCCUGAUGUAACAUUAGCCAAGCCACAAAAGCUCUCAGUGCUCAGAGCAAAGUGCACGUCAGAGGAAACAAUAAACAAGUAUUUUGCAGAGCUAGAAAAGGUGAUGAAGAAGCAUGAUCUUGACAAUCAUCCUGAACUAAUCUGGAAUAUUGAUGAGACUGGGCUAAUGAUGGAACACAAUCCUCGCCAUGUUGUCUGUGUGAAAGGCAUGACACCCCAGGCCAUUACUUCAAGUAGGGGGAAGACUGUGACCAUUAUAGCAUGUGGAAGUGCGGCGGGCAUCAGACUACCUCCAUAUUAUGUAUUCCCAGGUAUAAGAUGGAACCCUGACUUGUUGACUGGGGCUAGCCCUGGAUCAGUUGGUAUCAUGACAGAGUCAGGUUGGUCCAACUCACUUGUAUUUAUGGAGUAUUUGAAGCAGCACUUCUUGAGGCAUGUGACAACAAAGGACCAUCCUGUUAUGAUCCUGUUUGAUGGCCACAAAUCACACAUCAACCUUACAUUAUCUGCAUGGGGAGAAGCCAACAAUGUUGUAUUUUUUGUCCUUCCACCACACACUUCUCAUGUGACUCAGCCCCUUGAUGUUGAGUGUUUCGGGCCUCUCAAAAACAUCUAUCACAGCGAGUGCCAGUCUUAUAUGCGAAGAAAUCCGGGAAUGCAAAUUAACCGAUACAAUAUCGCUGAGAUUUCAAGCAAAGCAUACAACAAGGGUGUCUGUGCUGAAAACUUAAUAAGUGCCUUCAGGAAGACUGGAGUAUUUCCACGAAGGAGAUAUUCAAUAACUCCUGCCAAAACUGCUCCUUCUGCCAUCUACACUAUCGACCAUACCGGUGACCAUGUGCAUUCUAUAGCGAACAGUCAAGACGUACAGCCUGAGUCCUUUCUAGAAAGCAGAAGAAUACUGAAAGCAGUGGAGACAACCAAAAAGGCAAGAAAAAGGAAGCCCACCAUCAUGGGAGAUAUAACAUCUCCAUCAAAGAAAGAGCUGAUGACGCCAAAUGAAAAUGUCAAGAAACCAAAGAAGACAGUCAAAGAGAAGAAAACCAAAAAUGCACACCUUUCACCUGUGCCUGGUCCAUCUGGCUAUUGUAAAAUUCUGGCUUCAAGUGACACUGAGAGUGAAUGUUCAUAUGAAGUUGCAGAGGAGGACUUGUGCUGUGUCUGCCGGAAGUUUUCACCAGAGCCCAUGAACGUUGCCUUCACGAUAGAACUGGUGAAUUGGGGCGAGUGUGACAAAUGCGGCCACUGGACUCACCUUAAAUACUGCAGUCAAGUGAAAGUUAUACGGAGGCAGGAUGAGUUCUUGUGUCCAUGCUGUGAAUAA
Molecule: messenger RNA, 1737 nt
Organism: Mya arenaria
Lineage: Eukaryota; Metazoa; Mollusca; Bivalvia; Myida; Myidae
Product: jerky protein homolog-like
Exons: 2
Coding region: 1-1737 (578 amino acids)
Cellular component (GO): nucleus
Molecular function (GO): DNA binding
Source: RefSeq, a predicted model, not a curated record